This is a messenger RNA of Bursaphelenchus xylophilus (pine wood nematode), 3051 nucleotides long. The record is from the annotation of a GenBank genome assembly. Lineage: Eukaryota; Metazoa; Nematoda; Chromadorea; Rhabditida; Aphelenchoididae.
AUGGAAGGUUGCCAACUCCCUCUGCUCCUGCUGCUGGUCGUCAACGUUGAUGUUCUGCAGGGACAAGUGGAGGAAAACUGCAGAGAGAUGUAUUCAGUUAAUGGAAACGCCACUAAGCCGGCGUGCAAGCAAGGCGAGGUUUGUAUCGAACUGGACGUGAAGAACUUCACCGUUUACGUGGAGGAUCAUAAUGUAAGUGUAAUGGGGCGACUACCCCAGAACAAAAAGCAAAUGUUUUACAGUUUGCGGAACUUUUGGCCAACAUUUUACAAACUUUUCCAAAAAAAGUAAAAACAGAAAAAUUUCAAGGACAAAUACUGUAAGGUUGCGCAGCGAGGUACGGAACGUAUUUUCCGACCGAAAAAAUAUUUUUCUCGGAAUUGUUUUAUUUCUUUUGUCAAUUUUGACACUUCGUUUGGACGAAACGUCAAGGUGGGCGGAAAAUAUUUUUCUUCUAUUUCGAGUUGCCUUCCUCUUUUCAUUUUCCCAAGGCUUGAUUUUUUGGUUGGUGGUUAAUCUCUGCGCGACUUGUACCAACUAUUUUCAGGACUAUGAGCCCCCGUUCGAUUACAUGAGCAUUGUGUCGAGUGAGUUGUGUGUUCCACAGCAGUUUAUGUAUUAAUACGAAUUUAGAAUACGAAGGCGGUCAAUUCUACACGUAUGAUGGUGUGCAGCGGAAAACGGGCAAACGCUUGUAAGAGUUUGUCCGCGUCUUCGUUUAGGUUCGAUUUUGAAAAUACAAAAAGACAUUUUAGUAAUGCACCACCUCUUAUUUGGUCUUCUCGUCACCAGAUCCCCUCCAGCCAUGACCCGCAGUUCUUCGCGCAGCUGUUCUCGGAGAGCGUCGAGAUUGUCUCAAUGGGGUAAGUCUGAAAAAAACCGGAGCUUAACGACCGCGGUGGCGGGUAGGCCCAGAUCUCUGUUCAAUUUUUUCCAUGAUUUUUCAGCAAACGAAUCGCAAGACAACGGCAUAACGAUGUUUAUCGCAUCCAAACGUUACUGGACUCCCCGUUGACCGUUGAUGAGGUGAAACGCGCCUUUGUCUACAAGGAGUACAUGUUCAUCAGUCCGACGAAGGCUGUCGACUUUAGAGUUCUCUACGAGAAGAGGGGGCCCUUUGAGGACGAUAUAAACAGACCAGGGCUGCUUUUGGAGCGCAAUGUUGGCCUGAUCGACCCCGCCGACAUCCCCAACGAACACAUCGACGUGAAUUUCCUGACCCUGAUCCUGAAUCAAUGCUUUGUAAGUUUGGGAAAAGUGCAGCUGUUGACCACUUCAGCCUGCCUGUAUUUUCGUAUUUCAGAAGCGUGAUAAGUACUGUUCGUUGGAUAUCAAGACCGAAUCCUUGGACCUGCAAGAUUACCCAGUGGCCUUCACCAACGACGACCUGGUUCUGGAGUCGUUUUGGUUUCAGUAAGUUCACCUGCACCGUUCUUUAUGCCCACGUUUAGAAGGCACUGCGAAAUGAGUCCGAUGUACCGUAUUCGGCACAAGAAAACAGCUCCGAAGUAAGUGGGACUGGAACUGGGACGAUUGGAGAAACCGAAAAGUGUUAUUUUUCUUCUAUGGAAAUGUUGAAAUUAGGAUAAUCGAGGAUGUUGAUUUCGAAAAUCAUGUUCUAUUUUUCUGAACUUUACCAGUUUUCCUUAAGUAGUAGUGUUAAAAAGUAACUUUUUGAGAUUUUUCUAGGAAUACUGGAUAUAGGGGUUCUCGAGGGUGCUGAUUUCGAAAAUGACAUUCAUUUUUUUGAUUCUUACUUUUUUUCCUUAAGUAGUACUGUAAAGUAGUAAUUUUUGAAUUUUUUUUUCAUAAAUACUCGAUUAGGGGUUUUAUGCUGAUUUCGAAAGAUAAGUGUCAUCUACAUUAUUGGAUUUAUUCUUGGAGUUCAUUUUUUCGGUCGUUUUUCGGUUGUUUUUUCGGUCUUCCCCGGUGUGUCCCAAAAUGGAGUACGGUGUGGAAGAAAAAGCUUGGGCUGUGGUUUGGUACGGCAAGUACGGUUCGCCGACAAAUGUUCAAAGGGAAUACCGCAUUAAAUACGGCCGUAAUGCCCAACUUCCAGAUCGCAAGACAAUUCGGCGUUGUUAAUGAACAUGAUUUCCGAAAUCAGCACCCUCGAAACCCCAAAAAUCGAGUAUUUAUGAAAAAAUUCAAAAAUUACUACUUUACAGUACAACUUAAGGAAAACUAGUAAAGUUCAGAAAAAUGAACAUGAUUUUCGAAAUCAACAUCCUCGAUUAUCCUAAUUUCGAAAUUUGCAUAGAAGAAAAAUAAUACUUUUCGGUUUCCCCAAUCGUACUUUUCCCCGAUCAUCUUUUUCCCCAAUCGUCCAACUCCGAGUGGGACUUUGAGUUGGCUAAUUUGGGAUUUUUAGUGUGAUCUUCGAUUUCCCGGAUGUUGAGAGCAUCGUAACGCACGGAACGAAUCUUUCGUGGGUAUAUUACCACUAUGAUGACCCUGAUGGGUGAGUCUUUUCAUAGUAGUUGCAAAUCUUAGGGCUUCGGUGCAGACUUCAGACUUUGGGCACCGAUUUCCAAAAACGGGCGUUGCGUUUAGAAAAAAAUGCACCGGAUUUCGGAAUUGGGUGCCGAGAAAAAAUUAAGUCGACGUCAAUUUUUCGAUUUGGGCGUCCACUUUCUUGUGCACCGAAAAUCGCGAUUUGGAAAAAAAAUCCGAAAUCUUAUAUGACCACCUUUAUAUAUAGAAACUCGUAAACUUUUUUUCAGCGAUUGGACAAGAAUUCCAUACACAAGACGUGGUAUCCUGCCGAUUAUCCAGCCGAACGAUCCCUUUUACGACUUUGUGAAACGGUACACCACUCCCGCCCCAACGACCAAACCCCGCCCGCCACCAACCACCACCACUCUGAAGCCUGUCCAGGCCGGUUCCGCCCCAAAUAUCAUUGAAAUCGAGGAGGACUCGGUGGACGAUAUUGUCGGCGUGAUCGAACCCCCAAUCUCGAAGAAUGUACCGGCGAUCUCGCGUCUUCCUUUCAUCUAUUACACGCUUGGUUAUGCCACUGUCCACUUGAAAACUCACAAUACGUAUAUGUAA